Molecule: messenger RNA, 7455 nt
Organism: Schistocerca cancellata (South American locust)
Lineage: Eukaryota; Metazoa; Arthropoda; Insecta; Orthoptera; Acrididae
Exons: 19
Coding region: 87-6932 (2281 amino acids)
Molecular function (GO): protein binding
Source: RefSeq, a predicted model, not a curated record
GCUGCCGGGACGCUCCGUGUGUUGGCCGCGGCGACGAGCAUCACUUGCCUGGAGACACCCCUCCCUCACUCUACGAGUCAUCCACAAUGGAACCCACCCAGGAAGUUAUGGAGACCACAGCCGUGGACCUGGGCGCCCUUCUGGACGCAGGGGACGGCGCAGUCGUCACACUGGUGGCGGGCGGCACCCGUCUCGUGGCGCACAGGGCCGUGUUGGCCGAUAGAAGUCCCGUGUUUGGCGGCAUGUUUCGCCACGACACACUGGAAGCCAGCACCGGUGAGGUCGCAGUCCCGGACGUGGAGGGCCCGGUGCUGCGCCAGCUGGUCGCCUACCUCUACACCCUCCGGGCCCCUCAGCUGCCCAACCUGGCCCCCCAGCUGCUGGCAGCAGCUGAUAAAUACGGCGUGUCGGCCCUGAAGGCUCGGUGCGAGCAGCUCGUGGCCGCUCAGCUGUCCGUCGAGACUGCGGCGGCCGCAGCUGUUCUGGCGAUCAGGCACUCCUGCACCAGCCUCAGGCAGGCCGCCGUUAACUUCAUAAAGGCCAACUCCUUCCAGGUUAUGACCACACAGGGCUGGGCUGACGCAGUGCGCACUCAGCCUGAAGACAUCGUCACACUGGGUCAGCUGCUCGCGGAUCCUCCAGCAGAAACCAGCGCGCCGGCCUCUGCAGACGGCAGUCCGCGCCCCGGCAGUGGGCCGCAGGGAGACCGCGGCCACACCCCUGCCACUGCUGCCACGCCCACGGCUGCCUGCACCACUCCUCCGCCAGAUGACUCUGCCGUCUCUCGCCUUCGGAGCCUUCCUGAAAAGGAGAAGAAUAGCAGGCUGAUUCAGGCAGCAAAAGGGGGUGCAGUUACUGAGCUGCAGACGCUGCUGGGAGCUGGUGCAGACGUGGGAGCGAGGGAUGAGGGUGAGAGCAGGUGGACCACCCUGCACUGGGCUGCAGACAAGGGACACGAGAAGGCAGCGAGGUGCCUGGUGGAGGGUGGAGCAUACGUGGACGCUAGGACCAGCGGCUGGCAGGAGACGCCCCUGCACAGGGCUGCAUACAGUGGCCAUGAGGCUGUGGCGCGGUUUCUGCUGGAGGCAGGGGCGGAGGUUGAUGCCAGGAACAAAACGCAGAGCACGCCCUUGCUCUUGGCUGCAGAGAAAGGGCACGCGGCGGUGGUGCGGCUGCUACUGGCCUCCACGCCUUACCACAGCGCUAGGAAUCAGUGGGGGCGGACACCGCUACACGAGGUGGCUCUGAACGGCCACGCCGAGGUGGCCUCUGCACUGCUCGAGGCAGGGGCCGACCGCUGGGCCAGGAAUAACGAGGGGAAAACCCCACUGGACCUCGCCAGGCAGAAAAAUCACCAGCGGCUGAUAGACAUGCUAAGCUGCCGGGACGCUCCGUGUGUUGGCCGCGGCGACGAGCAUCACUUGCCUGGAGACACCCCUCCCUCACUCUACGAGUCAUCCACAAUGGAACCCACCCAGGUGGUUAUGGAGACCACAGCCGUGGACCUGGGCGCCCUUCUGGACGCAGGGGACGGCGCAGUCGUCAUACUGGUGGCGGGCGGCACCCGUCUCGUGGCGCACAGGGCCGUGUUGGCCGAUAGAAGUCCCGUGUUUGGCGGCAUGUUUCGCCACGACACACUGGAAGCCAACACCGGUGAGGUCGCAGUCCCGGACGUGGAGGGCCCGGUGCUGCGCCAGCUGGUCGCCUACCUCUACACCCUCCAGGCCCCUCAGCUGCCCAGCCUGGCCCCGCACCUGCUGGCAGCCGCUGAUAAAUACGGCGUGUCGGCCCUGAAGGCUCGGUGCGAGCAGCUCAUGGCCGCUCAGCUGUCCGUCGAGACUGCGGCGGCUGCAGCAGUUCUGGCGAUCAGGCACUCCUGCACCAGCCUCAGGCAGGCCGCCGUUAACUUCAUAAAGGCCAACGUCGGCCAGAUUAUGACCACGCGGGGCUGGGCUGACGCAGUGCGCACUCAGCCAGAAGAAGUGGUCACACUGAGUCACCUGCUCGCGAGUUCUCCAGCAGAAGCCAGCACAACUAAUGGCGUUGCAUCUACCUUUCAUUUGUACUUUCUUUUGUUGGUUGUUAUGCGUGUGUUCUAUUGUUUGUGUGAAGACGAUGCCCUAGCAACGAUGCACGUGGUAAGUUGCUCUGUGGUCUCCAAGUGGACAGAGUUUGCCAGCACGCCGGCCUCUGCAGACAGCAGUCCGAGCCCCGGCAGUGGGCCGCAGCGAGACCGCAGCUGGACCCCUGACACUGCUGCGCCGCCCACGACUGCCUGCGCCACUCCUCCGCCAGAUGACUCUGCCGUCUCUCGCCUGCGGAGCCUGCCUGAAAAGGAGAAGAACAGCAGACUGAUUCAGGCAGCGAAGGAGGAUUCAGUCAGUGAGCUGCAGACGCUGCUGGCAGCUGGUGCGGACGUGCGGGCGAGGGAUGAGAGCGAGGACAGGUACACCGCCCUCCACUGGGCAGCAAAAAAGGGACAUGUGAAGGCAGUGAGGUGCCUGGUGGAGGGUGGAGCAGAGGUGGACGCCAGGAGCAGCGACUGGCAGAGCACACCCCUGCACAAGGCUGCAGGUAAUGGCCACGAGGCUGUGGGGCGGCUGCUGCUGGAGGCAGGGGCGGAGGCUGAUGCCAGGAACAAAAUGCAGAGCACGCCCCUGCUGAUGGCUGCAUAUCAUGGCCACGAGGCUGUGGUGCGACUGCUGCUGGCGGCCACUCCUUACCACAACGCCAGGAAUCAGUGGGGGCGAACGCCGCUGCACUAUGCGGCUCUGAACGGCCACGCACUGCAGCUGCACUGCUCGAGGCAGGGGACGACCGCUGGGCCAGGAAUACGAGGGGAAAACACCACUGGACCUUGCCAGACAGAACAACCACCAGCAGCUGAUCGACAUACUAAAAAUUCUAAUGUCUUCUGGUCCAUCGCCAUCAUAGCUCAGGGAGAUCGUCUCAAGGUCAAUAAUGCAGUGGAGUCAUCCACAAUGGAACCCACCCAGGAGGUUAUGGAGACCACAGCUGUGGACCUGGGCGCCCUUCUGGACGCAGGGGACGGCGCAGUCGUCACACUGGUGGCUGGCGGCACCCGUCUCGUGGCGCACAGGGCCGUGUUGGCCGAUAGAAGUCCCGUGUUUGGCGGCAUGUUUCGCCACGACACACUGGAAGCCAACACCGGUGAGGUCGCAGUCCCGGACGUGGAGGGCCCGGUGCUCCGCCAGCUGGUCGCCUACCUCUACACCCUCCAGGCCCCUCAGCUGCCCAGUCUGGCCUACCAGCUGCUGGCAGCCGCUGAUAAAUACGGCGUGUCGGCCCUGAAGGCUCGAUGCGAGCAGCACGUGGCUGCUCAGCUGUCGGUCGAGACUGCGGCGGCAACAGCUGUUCUGGCGAUCAGGCACUCCUGCACCAGCCUCAGGCAGGCCGCCGUUAACUUCAUCAAGGUCAAUGCAGUGCAGGUAAUGACCACACAGGGCUGGAUUGACGCAGUCCGCACUCAGCCUGAAGACGUGGUCAUACUGAGUCAGCUGCUCGCGAGUCCUCCAGCAGAAAGCAGCACGUCGGCCUCAGCAGACGGCAGUCCGCGCCCUGGAAGUGGGACACAGGGAGACCGCUGCCGCACUGCUGCCGCUGCUGCGCCACCCACAGCUGCCUGCACCACUUCCCCACCAGAUGACUCUGCCAUCUCUCGACUGCGGAGUCUUCCUGAAAAGGAGAAGAACAGCAGGCUGAUUCAGGCAGCGAAGGAGGAUGCAGUCGACGAGCUGCAGACGCUGCUGGCUGUUGGUGCGGACGUCAGGGCGAGGGAAGAGGAUGAAGACAGGUGGACCGCCCUGCACUGGGCAGCAAACAAGGGACAUGAGAAGGCUGCGAGGUGCCUGGUGGAGGGUGGAGCAGAGGUGGACGCCAGGACCAGCUGCUGGCAGGAGACGCCCCUGCACAGGGCUGCAUACCAUGGCCACGAAGCUGUGGCGCGGUUUCUGCUGGAGGCAGGGGCGGAGGCUGAUGCCAGGAGCAAAACGCAGAGCACGCCCCUGCACCUGGCUGCAUUGAGAGGCCACGAGGCUGUGGUGCGGCUGCUGCUGGCGGCCACUCCUUACCACAGCGCCAGGAAUCAGUGGGGGCGAACGCCGCUGCACUACGCGGCUAUGCAGGGCCACGCAGCGGCGGCUUCUGCAUUGCUCGAGGCAGGGGCCGACCGUCUGGCCAGGAAUAACGACGGGAAGACACCACUGGACCUUGCCAGACAGAACAACCACCAGCAGCUGAUAGACUCAUCCACAAUGGAACCCACCAAGGCGGUUAUGGAGACCACAGCCAGGGACCUGGGCGCCCUUCUGGACGCAGGGGACGGCGCAGUCGUCACACUGGUAGCGGGCGGCACCCGUCUCGUGGCGCACAGGGCCGUGUUGGCCGAUAGAAGUCCCGUGUUUGGUGGCAUGUUUCGCCACGACACACUGGAAGCCAACACCGGCGAGGUCGCAGUCCCGGACGUGGAGGGCCCGGUGCUGCGCCAGCUGGUCGCCUACCUCUACACCCUCCAGGCCCCUCAGCUGCCCAGCCUGGCCCCCCAGCUGCUGGCAGCAGCUGAUAAAUACGGCGUGUCGGCUCUGAAGGCUUGGUGUGAGCAGCUCGUGGCCGCUCAGCUGUCUGUUGAGACUGCGGCGGCCACAGCUGUUCUGGCGAUCAGGCACUCCUGCACCAGCCUCAGGCAGGCCGCCGUUAACUUCAUCAAGGCCAACGUCGACCAGGUUAUGAUCACGCAGGGCUGGUCUGAUGCAGUGCACACUCAUCCUGAAGAUGUGGUCACACUGGGUCACCUGCUCGCGAGUCCUCCAGCAGAAGCCUGCGCGCCGGCCUCUACGGACGGCAGUCCGCGCCCCGGCAGUGGGCCGCAGGGAGACCGCGGCCACACCCCUGCCACUGCUGCGCCGCCCACGGCCAGCCGCACCGCUCCUCCGCCAGAUGACUCUGCCGUCUCUCGCCUGCGGAGCAUUCCUGAAAAGGAGAAGAACAGCAGGCUGAUUCAGGCAGCGAAGGAGGAUGCAGUCGCCGAGCUGCAGACUCUACUGGCAGCUGGUGCGGACGUGGGAGCGAGAGAUGAGAGCGACGACAGGUACACCGCCCUGCACUGGGCAGCAGAGAAGGGACAUGAGAAGGCUGCGAGGUGCCUGGUGGAGGGUGGAGCAGAGGUGGACGCCAGGUGCAGUGACUGGCAGGAGACGCCCCUGCACAGGGCUGCAUUCCGUGGCCACGAGGCUGUGGCGCGGCUGCUGCUGGAGGCAGGGGCGGAGGCUGAUGCCAGGAACAAAACGCAGAGUACACCCCUGCUCUUGGCUGCAGAGAAAGGCCACGUGGCUGUGGUGCGGCUGCUGCUGGCGGCCACUCCUUACCACAACGCCAGGAAUCAGUGGGGGCGAACGCCGCUGCACAAUGCGGCUGAGAACGGCCACGCAGAAGUGGCAGCUGCACUGCUCGAGGCAGGGGCCGACCGCUGGGCCAGGAAUAACGAGGGGAAAACCCCACUGGACCUCGCCACGCAGAACAACCACCAGCAGCUGAUAGACAUGCUAAGUACAGAGAGUGCUGUGAGAGGAGAAAUGGCUGCUCAGGUUCGCCAUGUUCCAGAGUCAUCCACAAUGGCACCCACCCAGGAGGUUAUGGAGACCACAACCGUGGACCUGGGCGUCCUUCUGGACGCAGGGGACGGCGCAGUCGUCACACUGGUGGCGGGCGGCACCCGUCUCGUGGCGCACAGGGCCGUGUUGGCCGAUAGAAGCCCCGUGUUUGGCGGCAUGUUUCGCCACGACACACUGGAAGCCAACAUCGGCGAGGUCGUAGUCCCGGACGUGGAGGGCCCGGUGCUGCGCCAGCUGGUCGCCUACCUCUACACCCUCCAGGCCCCUCAGCUGCCCAGCCUGGCCCCCCAGCUGCUGGCAGCAGCUGAUAAAUACGGCGUGUCGGCCCUGAAGGCUCGGUGCGAGCAGCACGUGGCCGCUCAGCUGUCUGUUGAGACUGCGGCGGCCACAGCUGUUCUGGCGAUCAGGCACUCCUGCACCAGCCUCAGGCAGGCCGCCGUUAACUUCAUAAAGGCCAACGUCACGCAGGUUAUGACCACGCAGGGUUGGGCUGACGCAGUGCGCACUCAUCAAGAAGAUGUGGUCACACUGGGGAAGCUGCUUGCGGAUCCUCCAGCACAAACCAGCGCGCCGGCCUCUGCAGACGGCAGUCCACGCCCCGGCAGUGGGCCGCAGGGAGACCGCGGCCACACCCCUGCCUCUGCUGCCACGCCCACGGCUGCCCGCACCACUCCUCCGCCAGAUGACUCUGCCGUCUCUCGCCUGCGGAGCCUUCCUGAAAAGGAGAAGAACAGCAGGCUGAUUCAGGCAGCGAAGGAGGAUGCAGUCACCGAGCUGCAGACUCUGCUGGCAGCUGGUGCGGAAGUGGGGGCAACGGAUGAGAACGAGAGCGAGAACAGGUGGACCACUCUCCACUGGGCAGCAAACAAUGGGCACGAGAACGCAACGAGGUGCCUGUUGGAAGGUGGAGCAGAGGUGGACGCCAGGACCAGCGGCUGGCAGGAGACUCCACUGCACAGAGCUGCCAUUAAUGGCCACGAGGCUGUGGCGCGGCUACUGCUGCAAGCAGGUGCAGAGGUAGAUGCCAGGAACAAAACGCAGAGCACGCCCUUGCUCUUGGCUGCGUAUCAUGGCCGUGAGGCUGUGGUGAGGCUGCUUCUGGCAGCCACUCCUUACCACAACGCCAGGGAUCAGUGGGGGGAAACGCCAUUGCACAAUGCUGCUCUGAAGGGCCACGAAGGGGUGGCAUCGGCACUACUGGAGGCAGGGGCCGACCGGAGCUCCAGGAAUAACCAGGGAAAAACCCCACUGGACCUCGCCAGGCAGAAAGACCACCAGCAGCUGGCAGACUUGCUAAGGUGAAGCUAACAGUUCGACAGACAUCCUAUGAGUAAAACGGAAAGAGCUCCACUCCAUGACUUUUCUUCAUUAUUAAAAUAAAGAAUGUGAUAAAUUUAAACCUGCGGUCAUUUACUGUUUCUAUACUCCAACUUCGGGGACAGCGUUUUAUCUCUGUACAUUUGUAUGUCUUUUGCUUCUAGUGAGCCCUCCAAAAGGUGUUUAGUACAUCCAACUAUUUCAAUUUUAAAUCAUGGUAUACACUUUUAAUGUGAUAUAAAAUUUUUCAAAACUUAUAAAAAAUACUGGAAGAUUAAACUUAUCUCAAAUGUGAUAACGUUUUCCAAGGUACAAUGUGGUCAUCGACCUAGGAACAAAUAUUCUACUGAAAUUCAAAAGUCCUGCAGACUAUAAAAUCACAUCAAUACUGUACUUACUAGUGUACCUGUUACUCUACUACACACCAAUAAUUAGUAAAUGAAAUGAAAUUAAGAAUAAUUUUAUAAUAACGCCAUUAAAAAUUAAAAACAUGUCAACAUACGAGCUA